Diachasmimorpha longicaudata is the source of this 5566-nucleotide messenger RNA. It is a transcript of the gene Eip63E, whose product is annotated as cyclin-dependent kinase 14. Gene Ontology annotation, cellular component: cytoplasm; nucleus; cytosol. Lineage: Eukaryota; Metazoa; Arthropoda; Insecta; Hymenoptera; Braconidae. Gene Ontology annotation, molecular function: ATP binding; cyclin binding; cyclin-dependent protein serine/threonine kinase activity. Bases 774 to 2300 code for a protein of 508 amino acids. The record is from RefSeq and is a predicted model, not a curated record. The transcript has 6 exons. Gene Ontology annotation, biological process: protein phosphorylation.
GGGAGGGGAGAAGCAGUUCACCACUCUCCACUAGCUUUCAGUUUUGUACUUUUGUGUGCGGCGCGGGUAGGAUCCGCCAAACUCUCGGGGGCAGUCAGUCCAGCAGAAAAAAAACUCAACGAUAAAAAAAAAACCAAUAAAGAGUCUCGCUCUCCGCCUUCACGAGUGAAUUAUUUUUUAAAGUGUGAAUGUAACGUGAUUUCAUCCCAUCCUCCAGCCACCUCAGUGGCAUUCCACCGAUAAUAAAACUCGUUAUCCUCGAUGGCGUGCCGAAUAAUCAUCCAGGACGAUUAAAAACACCUGGACAUACUGAUGCCCCUGGUGCAGAACAUCAACUCUCCAAUCAUCAAAACAACUUCAGUGUUCACAGACCCGAGAAAUAGAAAAAAAAAUCAGUACAAAAUCUUCAAGUUCCUGGUGAUGCUUCUGGACCAUUGAAUCUUCCCUUCGACGAGACAAAUACAAGGCCACUGCAACCCCCAAUUUUUUUCCCCUUGUACAAGGUGUGAAGAGGAUACCAACGGAUCUUGUGUUGUUCCAUGGCGAUCGUUCCCACUGGUCGAGGAACGUGCUUGCCUACGUCACUGCGUAAGGUGGCACACGGGUGAAUGUGAUACAUAAAGAGGAAAUCAAUUAUUUUUAUUAUUUAUCGGAGAAUAAUAGUGUUAAAAGUGAUCAUUGUGAUUUAUCGUUGAACAAGGUGGUGGAUUGUUAAAUGGUGUAGUUGAUCGCGUCACCGCCCAUAUGUGAUGUGUCCAAGUGAAUGAGUAAUCAUGUACUGCCAGGACAAGGGCUCGGCGGCAUCCAAGAGCAAAGAGGGUGGUACUGUGACGAUGCGAGAGAAGAAGGGAGGCGCACUGAGCAGGGUUCAAAAACUGAAAAAACGACUCAGUCACAGUUUCGGGCGACUCUCGAUAUCGAAGGAGGAAGCUGAAGAUGUGGCGAAUAGAGGUUCAUUGGCUUACAAUGGUUUCUCGGAAGAGUUCCUAGACCGUUUGGAGCGAAACGGUAACUUACCCGUGGACAAGGAUCGCAGUUACGCCAAGUCGAUUACAUCAACAUCUAUAUCCCAUGUCGCAGAGUGGGGUGGUGUGGGUGAUCAUGAGAGGGUACACCGACAGCUGUCAGUAUCCAGUGACUCGAAAUUACUGGAUGAGGAUAUCAGGGAAGAGGCCCGAGUGAUUCUGAGACCACGUAAACCCCCCAGACCAAAAUCAGAAGUAUUUCUUGGGCCAGAUCCCGCACCGAGAAGAACCAAGAGAUUUUCAGCCUUCGGUGGUGAUUCGCCAUUUGGUAAAUCCGAGGGCUACAUCAAAUUGGAGCAACUUGGUGAGGGUUCAUAUGCCACUGUGUUCAAGGGUUACAGCCAUUUGGCUGAACAGGUCGUCGCACUUAAGGAGAUCAGACUUCAGGAGGAGGAGGGCGCGCCAUUUACUGCCAUACGUGAGGCCAGUCUACUGAAAGAACUUAAACACAGUAACAUCGUGACACUACAUGAUAUUAUUCACACGCGUGAAACACUUACAUUUGUUUUUGAAUUUGUUCACACUGAUCUCUCGCAGUAUAUGGAGAGGUAUGGCAGCGGGGGUGGUGGACUCGAUCCAAGAAAUGUGAAAUUAUUCCUCUUCCAGCUGCUACGGGGACUGGCUUAUUGUCAUCGCAGGAAAGUACUGCACCGUGAUGUCAAGCCUCAGAACCUCCUGAUUAGUGAAAUAGGUGAACUAAAACUCGCAGACUUUGGUUUAGCGAGGGCAAAAUCAGUGCCUUCACAUACGUACUCCCACGAGGUCGUGACCCUGUGGUACAGGCCACCGGAUGUCCUCCUCGGCUCAACCGAGUAUUCAACGUCACUAGAUAUGUGGGGCGUUGGUUGUAUAUUCGUUGAGAUGCUUACCGGUGUACCAACGUUUCCUGGUGUGAGAUGUACCUACGAUCAAUUGGAUAAGAUAUUUAGAAUGUUGGGAACACCAACGGAGGAGACAUGGCCAGGUGUCACGAGAUUACCCGGUUAUAAGACACAUCGGUUGGCAUUUUAUCCACUUAGGAAAUUAGGACUGUCCUUUCCCAGACUGUAUGACGUGACUGAGGGUGAUAACAUGGCAUCUUCACUGCUGCAGCUCAAUCCUGACGAUCGAAUAGAUGCUGAGGAGGCGUUGAAGCAUCCAUACUUCGCCUCACUUCCUAAUAAACUCUAUGAGCUGCCUGACGAGGUAUCGAUAUUCACCGUCGAAGGGAUUUACCUAUUCACCGAGUCACGACAAACGUAUGCUGACUCACGUCAUACAGCCCUCAAAACUUGAGGUCGGGCAUAAAAAUAAGGGAAACGACCAACAGAAGUUUUAAACGAGUAAAUAAUCACGUACAGAGUCGAUGAAAACGAUCGGAUUUUCACAUUGUAAAUGAGUAUCCGUUUAGUUCUCACGAUGAUGUUGCGAAUAUCAUUGACAUAUUUUUCAUUUAUCUCUCCUAUCCGGCUAAUUAAAGGUACAGAAGAAUAAUUAAAUUGUCCGAUCUGCUCAUAUUUUGUAUUGGAAAUGAAAACAAUCUUCGCAUAGAGAAGACUAAAAAGAACACGUGUUACUUGUAAUAAUUAGGAGAAGUCAUUAAAUUUGUAGAGUCAUUUUGUAGUGAGAGACGCGGACAAGUUAAAUCAGGUUGAUUAUCAUUGAUAGUGGGAAAAAAAAAAUUGAAAAAUGCAUUCGAAAGCUACGCACGCUGGAUUUAGAGCAAAAAAAAUGCAAAAGCACGCACGACCCAUCCUCGCACUUCGUCCAAAUACUAGAUAUUAGACUGAAUACCAAUCAAAAGAGAUUCGAUAAUGGAUAAAGGAAGUUAUGUCUACCGCCUAGUGGAAAUUAUCCCCUCUCUCUACUCCGUUUCCGAGCCACUUUGCAGGCGGUGAGUUCGACGUAGCGAACAAAAAAAAAUUAAGUAAUGCAAUUUAUCAUUAUUAGGUGAAAUCAUGGAAGAUCUGUAGCGCUAGGUCAAUCAUUCUGCAUUGCUAUGUGGUAUCGAUGCUCGAUUCAGACGCGUACGUCUGUUCAUCAGUUAAAAUUAUUUGACCAAAUUUAGGAGAAAUGGAUUGGUAGAAGUUUCUGAUUGGAUUGGAUUUAUUUGACUGAGAAGGGGCGAAACAAUGACUCACUUUGCUUGCUCAUUAUUAUUUUAUGUUGGGGAAUCUAAGAAAGUUGCCAAAUAUUUUACUUAUUAUUGUUUAUCUGAUGUUUCUGCAUAAUAAAUCCCUCGGAAAUAUUGGAUGAUCUCUGCAGAUUCAGAAAUUUCACUUGACAAUCAGUUCGUUCAGUCGCAUGAGUUAAGACUGUGUGUUGAUUAAAGUUCGAUCAAAUUUUAUCUAUUGCAAUUUGAUCAAAUUCCGAUAGAAUUCAUUAAAUAAUUUUGGACUAGAUUUAUUCAGUGUGAAAAUUGCAUGGAUCAGUUCAGCUUUUUAAUUAGUUUGUAGCGAAUGUUUGACAAUCUUAGAAAUUUGCCAAAAAUGGUUACUUUGAGUAUUUUUAUGUUUAUUUGAGCUUUUCGCACAUGAAAACCUCUCAUAAACAUUGAUCAUCUUUACAUACAAUGAAAUUGCACUUCAACAUUGAUUUCUUUCCUACGCAUGAGUUAACAUGUUUAUUAAGUGCCAUUUAUUCGAUCAAAGUCAGUCUCACUUAAUUAUUAGGAUUUAACAAUUCGAUUCACUGGGUAACAAUAUUGUAAAAAUCAGUUCGUUAAAAAUAGCGAAAUUCUGGUGAGUCAUAUAUGAAAGAAAUUAUUAUAUUAUAUUAUAUUAAUUAUAUUAUUUCUUCCAUAUUGCAUUUUGCCAGAAUAGAAAUUAUUCCAUAAAGUGUUGCUCUAGGCUGCUAAAUUUUCAGGGACCCUUAGCAAUUAUUUAUCAGACUCUACUACCUGCCUCCUCAAUUAAUUAAAUGCCAAUCAAUCAGAGAUUUUUGACAAAACUCUCGUGUGUAAAGAUCAUAAAUCUAAAAAGGUCACUUCGCUCGCUCAAUGGCCCCACUCCUCUCUGCUCGCAAUUUAUCGUCGAUUUGUAUCUAAUUGAAUAAACAAACGAAAUACCUUAUUCGAUUUUUAAAAAAAUUAGCUCGUAAUCGUAACGUGAUGAUAGCAAAUAAACAUAGAGUGAUAAGUAAACUUUGAGAACAAGUCUCUCAAGUCAUUGACAAAUCGACGAGCGGAGGAUGCGAGUAAAAGCGAGCGACUCAUCAAUCAAGUAAUUAAUUAAUUUCAUUAGCCCCAUCUACCGGUAGUAGUGUAACUUUUACAGAAAAAAAAUUGAGUAAAAACCACGUAUGUUCGUUACAACUUUUGAUAGGCCAACGAAUGGUGCUUGAUGAAUAUACGACUAAUGAAGUAAUGUUAAAUUGUACAUUAAUUGGGGAUAACUGAUAAUCUCGUAAUAGUUGCCUGGCUGGUGGCAUAAAUCAUACGUAAUCAUGAUUAUUUUCUUAGAAAAUAAUUGUUUUUUUUUAAUAUGUUGAUAAUAUCAGUGAGUUAAGAGCGUUACAGGUCUUCCAAAAUGAAAAAAAAAAGUUAAUUACGAGUCAUGAGAAUUAUGUCCAAGCAAUGAUGACUAUUACGACUAAUAAUGUUAUUCCCUAGUAGAUUUAUAUUUAUACCGAUUUUUCAGCGCACUCAUAGUUUUUGCCAGGCCCCUCCUAACCUUAUUAGAUUAAUAUUUUCACCUUGCCUUCCUCAGCCUUCCUCACUCACAUUUACUUUUUAAUUGUUAGCGUGCUAGCCUUUGAAGUUGCUGCAUUAUCCGUUUGAGGAAUAUAUUUUCUCUUGAAUCGUUUGGGGCCUAUUUGCCGUAAAGUUCAAGUGUAGGUUGAGUGAUAUUGCUGGUGGGUGAUGAGGAAUUAUUAAAAUAUUUGAGGAUCUGGAGGGCAGGGAAAGAUAAAUUCAAUCACGUGGAAUUUUUGAAAAUUCUUAUUUAUGAAGAAAAUUGGUUGAGAGUGUUAAUGGAUUCUUUGAGUCAAUUGAAUGUGCAAUUGGUGAGAUAAUUUUGUGAAUUCUUGUGUAACUGAAGAGCUGAGGAGGUAGGAUGUAAAUAGAAAAACACCAUCGAUUUAUAUAAUUGAUGACGCUGAGAUAGAAACAGGAGGUAAUAAAUGUGACUUUGUAAUAAAUUGGUGAAAUUAACAAAUCAGGGGUUUACACUGAUGUGUUUUGGAAAAAAAAAACAGGAGUAAUAUGAAAGUGAUUGAAAUAAUCAAUUUCCCACCAGUCUCAUUUAGUUUAGACUACACCACGAUCAUGAUUCAUUGAAGAAAUGCGAAAGAGAUAUGCUCAUUUAUUAUACUUUAUUAUUUGUUAAUUGUAUUUGUAAUAUAACUGUGGUAGAGACUGUCAUUUGUAUGAAUUAGUCCGCAAUUAUUGUCUUUAUUUGUUCAUCUAUAAAUUUUUUUUAUACAACAAUUUUAGUGUGAUUAUUGCUGUCAUUUUUUACGAUUUACUUUUAUUCAUGGAGUGAAUGGCGUGGCAGCUCAGUGAACAUUGUAAUACGAAUGAUUAAAGUGAAAAGACAAGUACUGUUUUUAAGUAUGGAACAAAA